CGUUAAUUGAACAAAAUCAUAUCGAUGCCUCUGUUGUUAACAAUUAUUUGUCAUUUGGUGGCGCAUGUAUCCUCCGAAAUAUUUACAACUGGAGUUGGAUUGCUUACAAACAGUUCUGAGAGUGGAAAUAAUUCGGGAUGUGCUCUGCCUAAUAUUCACCCAUUUGUCUCAAGGGUAAGGAAUCAUUCUGGUUGUUUUCAGCUUCAAAAACAGGCGGCUGAUGUGUGGAGAAGAGGUGGAUUCGCUAGCUGUAUUUCAAACCCCCCGGUUUCUUUUGGGUUGGAUUGGCAAAUUAUCCCGUAUCGUAUUACGGUGGAUUCUAAUGCAUUUGACAUAUUUCCAGAGAAUGAACCUUAUGUUGAGAAGUAUUUUUUUGUAAACACGAACCUAAACACACGUGGUAAACAAUGUAUGACAGUUACGGGAUCAAACUGGUGGAUUGAACAAACUGCGCACAGUAAGCAACAAACACAG
Dicrocoelium dendriticum is the source of this 474-nucleotide messenger RNA. The record is from the annotation of a GenBank genome assembly. Lineage: Eukaryota; Metazoa; Platyhelminthes; Trematoda; Plagiorchiida; Dicrocoeliidae.